GGGUUUACGGCAGGUGUCCACGUGAUCCUGGCCUGCAGUAGGGUGGCUGCGGUGAGGUACCUGCGCUCGUGAAGGGUGGGCGGUUAGGUCGUAGCCGCCGCAGCCUCCGGCGGACUCUCCCGAACGGCCAGGCUGGGGAAAAACGAGCCGACUGAGGCAUUCAUCGCUUAGUGCCUACGGCACGGGUCUGUUCUUUAUGCCACCUCCGCCUUCCUCCUCCCCACCUCUUUGCGGGUGAAGUCCCCUUUGGGUUUCGAGACCUUGGGGCCUGAGGCCCAAACUCGAAACGAACCCCCCACCCAUCCCUCUUUCUUUCUCAUCCUCCAUCUCUUCCUUUGCAUCACCGAAUCACUUAGCCGUUGAGCUGGCCAGCUCGGCGGUGCCUUAAGGCCAAGUUCGAGGCGGUAAAGGUAACGGUGGGGAAAGCAGCCCCCCAGUGGACAAAGGUGGAGGCAAGACUAGAGCAGGCCUAAGGGCCGCAGGCAACGAGAAUAGGCGGCUGAGGGGGUGAACAGGAAAAAAAAAAAGAGUACUGCGGAUUUAGAAGGGACUGGAAAGGACUUGUUGCACGAUGGAAGAAUCUGACUCUGAGAAAAAGAUGGAGAAAGAGAAUCUGGGGACGAGAAUGGAUCCUCCCAUAGGGGAAACGGAAGGAUCGCUUGGGUGGGUGCUACCAAAUACAGCCAUGAAGAAAAAGGUGCUGUUGAUGGGUAAAAGUGGGUCUGGUAAGACCAGCAUGAGGUCUAUUAUCUUUGCAAAUUAUAUUGCAAGAGACACACGUCGCCUUGGUGCAACAAGUAAGAUGUUUUAUCUUAUUGUAAAGUCAGGUGAUCUUAAUAAUUCGCAUAACACACUUGGUUGCAGUAACUUGGGGAUGCAGAGCUUGACAGAUUUGUUUUUGAGCAUACAGGAUACCUUCAUGGAAAAUUAUUUCACCAGCCAACGAGACAACAUCUUCCGUAAUGUGGAGGUUCUGAUUUAUGUCUUUGAUGUGGAAAGCCGUGAACUGGAAAAGGACAUGCACUAUUACCAGUCGUGCCUGGAGGCCAUUCUGCAGAAUUCUCCAGAUGCCAAAAUCUUUUGCUUGGUGCAUAAAAUGGAUCUGGUACAGGAGGAUCAACGAGACCUGAUUUUUAAAGAGCGAGAAGAAGAUCUGAGGCGUUUGUCUCGCCCAUUGGAAUGUUCUUGCUUCCGAACAUCUAUCUGGGAUGAAACUCUCUAUAAGGCUUGGUCCAGCAUUGUUUAUCAGCUGAUUCCCAAUGUUCAGCAGCUGGAAAUGAACCUAAGGAAUUUUGCUGAAAUUAUUGAGGCUGAUGAAGUGCUUCUAUUUGAGAGAGCCACUUUUCUGGUGAUUUCUCACUACCAAUGUAAAGAACAGCGUGAUGUCCACAGAUCUGAGAAAAUCAGCAACAUUAUUAAGCAAUUUAAGCUGAGCUGCAGCAAGCUGGCUGCCUCUUUCCAGAGCAUGGAAGUCAGGAACUCUAACUUUGCUGCUUUCAUUGACAUCUUUACAUCCAACACUUAUGUGAUGGUCGUGAUGUCUGAUCCAUCCAUUCCUUCUGCAGCUACUCUGAUCAAUAUCCGCAAUGCCAGGAAACACUUUGAAAAGCUGGAAAGAGUGGAUGGACCAAAGCAGUGUCUUCUCAUGCGCUAAAACAUUGCCAAAUGCUGUUUCAGAAAAAAAUUGGAAUACUGUUUCUUAAUCUUAAUGUUGUAUUAGUAUAUAUAGGCUCUGAAAUGUUGUGAUGCUUAUCACUUCUGUAUUUCUUCCCUACUCCCCAGUCUUAACGUUUAACCUUGAAUGCUGUUUACUCAAAUAGCCAGUGAGGAGUUAGAAGAUGAGCUGUUUAUGAAGUUGGUGUGACAUAUAAAGUAGGUGAUAUAUAAGUGUUCUGAUAACAACGUUCUAAUAGUGCAAGUGUUCUGUUAACCUGGUUCCAGUUGUUGUGUAUGCCAAAGCCUUUCCCAACGUCAUCUUGUAUUCCUUACCAGAGAGUAACCUAUACGUUUGGAAUAUUACUGUUUUCUCAGCAUGCAUUAAAACUAUUCCUUAACUACAAUUGUAAAUAAACUUUUGCUGUUAGGG
Molecule: messenger RNA, 2086 nt
Organism: Balaenoptera musculus (blue whale)
Lineage: Eukaryota; Metazoa; Chordata; Mammalia; Artiodactyla; Balaenopteridae
Gene: RRAGB
Product: Ras related GTP binding B
Exons: 9
Coding region: 572-1654 (360 amino acids)
Biological process (GO): cellular response to amino acid stimulus; regulation of autophagy; positive regulation of TOR signaling
Cellular component (GO): nucleus; Gtr1-Gtr2 GTPase complex; lysosome
Molecular function (GO): GTPase activity; GTP binding
Source: RefSeq, a predicted model, not a curated record